AUGGCAAGUAGGAAGUUGAAACCGUACUGCCAAUCCCACCAGAUAAUCGUUCGGACCAGCCAACCCUUGAAAAAGAUUCUGGAAGGGAAAAACAAAUCGAGCUGCAUCACUGAUUGGGCUAAUCAACUAGCAGAUUUUGGCAUUGAAUACGAGCCACGAACGGCCAUCAAAGCCCAAGCCCUGGCUGACUUCAUUGCUGAAAGAACUAUCUAUCAUCCCGAAGCCAAUCAAGUGUGGAAGUUGUAUGUAGAUGGGUCCUCCAAGCAAUCAGUAAAAGGCGCAGGACUUCUCAUCGUAUCUUCCACCGGGGUUCGUAUGGAAAGGGCAGUCAGAUUCGAGUUUGCAGCAUCUAACAAUGAGGCAGAAUAUGAAGCACUACUCAUGGGGCUUAAAAUAUGCCAUGAAGCCGGGGCUAAAUCCUUAUCCGGUUUUUUCGACUCCCAAUUGAUAGUAGGACAAGUGAACGGGGAAUCGGAAGCCAAGGAUGAUAUCAUGAAGAUGUAUUUGCAGCAAGUAAAAGAAUUUGUCAAAAACUUCGACAAAUUCACAUUGGUUCACAUACCAAGGUCCCAAAAUGCACAAGCCGACUCCCUGGCAAAACUCGCCAGCUCAGCCGAAAUAUCCGCGGCUCGUGAUAUUAUCUGGGAAGUGCUUCCUAACCCCAGCAUCAACUUCAUGGUCAACACCAUUGAUAGAUCAGAAACGUGGAUGGAACCAUACAUCAAAUAUUUGCAAAAUCAGACGCUCCCCCAAGACGAGAAUCAGGCAAAAAUGCUUCAAAAGACGGCCAGAUGGUUCGCACUUCACGAAGGAACGCUCUACAAAAAAUCAUAUACACAUCCCCUUCUGAAGUGUGUUUCUCCUGAAGAAGGAAACUACAUCCUCCGCGAAAUACACGAAGGUGGAUGUGGAAUACACCAAGGAGUACGAACUGUGAUUGGCAAAGUCCUUAAAAAUGGAUACUAUUGGCCAUCUCUCAGGGGUGACACCGAAACAUUGAUCAGACGAUGUCCUCAAUGCCAAUAUCAUUCAAAGAUUGGAAGAAAACCGUCUAACUACUUGUCCGCCAUGCAAGCCGUCCUGCCUUUUGACAAGUGA
Messenger RNA from Amaranthus tricolor (Joseph's coat), 1098 nucleotides. RefSeq lists its product as uncharacterized. The record is from RefSeq and is a predicted model, not a curated record. Lineage: Eukaryota; Viridiplantae; Streptophyta; Magnoliopsida; Caryophyllales; Amaranthaceae. The transcript has a single exon. The coding region runs from base 1 to 1098 and encodes 365 amino acids. Gene Ontology annotation, molecular function: RNA-DNA hybrid ribonuclease activity; nucleic acid binding.